UUGCAGCGCAUGAAGGAUGAGUUCUGGGACACCGAGCCGCACUAUGGCGGCGACCGAGUGAUCUGGGAUGCGCUGAGGGCGGCGUGCGAGGCCGACCUGGAGACGGCCCGCAUCAUCCUGGACUCUGCGGGCGUGAUUGUGGCGGCCGCCGACAUGACCAUCUGCUACGACGAGCGGGGAAGAAAGUACGAGCUGCCGCGCUACGUCAUCUCCCCCCCGUCCAACCUGCAGCGC
Chlorella variabilis is the source of this 234-nucleotide messenger RNA. RefSeq lists its product as hypothetical. The transcript has 2 exons. The record is from RefSeq and is a predicted model, not a curated record. Lineage: Eukaryota; Viridiplantae; Chlorophyta; Trebouxiophyceae; Chlorellales; Chlorellaceae. The annotation marks the transcript as partial.